Messenger RNA from Eucalyptus grandis, 1525 nucleotides. RefSeq names its product 5-amino-6-(5-phospho-D-ribitylamino)uracil phosphatase, chloroplastic. Bases 153 to 1250 code for a protein of 365 amino acids. Lineage: Eukaryota; Viridiplantae; Streptophyta; Magnoliopsida; Myrtales; Myrtaceae. The transcript has 11 exons. The record is from RefSeq and is a predicted model, not a curated record.
AGAAAAUAUUCGAAGCAUCAGGCAUCGUCACGUAGAGCAGGAGAGAGCCUCCUCCCUCCGAUGAUGAUGAUGAUCAAAUCCUGAACCUCGCUCGCUCGCUCUGCCGCCGCCGCCACCACCACCACCAUCGCCGCCGCCUCUCGCGAUCGCCAAUGGAGUCUUGCUCCUGCAAUUUCGCGAGCUCUUCUUCCCUGUUGCUCCCUCCGAAGCUCCCGCAGCGCAAGCCGCCCCCGUUCGAGCUCAAUCUAUCCAAAUGGAAGCCGAAGGGCCGGUGUCGGCGGCACCGCCCGGGGAUUCGCAGCGCCUGCGGCGGCUCCGAAGAUAGCGCCUCCGUCAAUGGAUUCCCGAUCACGCCUAACAAGUUCUUCAUGCAGGAGGCAAUUGGAGCGGAAUAUGGGGAGGGUUUCGAGACAUUUAGAGCGGAUGGCCCUCUAAAGAUGGAUGUGGAUUUUCUGAACGACAGACUACAAGAAGGGUUUCUUCAACGUAUACGAUAUGCGAUGAAACCAGACGAGGCUUACGGGCUUAUUUUCUCCUGGGACAAUGUGGUGGUAGACACCCAGUCUCUGAAGUUGAAAGCAUUGAAGCAGCUGGCCAUUGAAGAGGGCAAAGAAUUACCUGAGGACAUCCGAUUACAAAAGCUCAUGCUUCAUGCAGGUGCUGAUCACCUUCUACAUAAGGUUUUGCUGUGGGAUGGAGAAAGUGAGCAAGAUAGAUUAAAGUCGAGGCUUGCCCAGUUAUAUUAUGAUAAUCUUCUUGAACUCACAGAACCCAUGGAGGGACUGAAAGAAUGGAUGGAUGCAGUACAUACGGCUCGUGUCCCUUGUGCUGUUGUUUCUAGUCUGGAUCGGAAAACUAUGAUUGAGGCGCUUGACCACUUGAAGCUUACCAAAUAUUUUCAGGCAGUAGUUUCAGAAGAAGAUGGCAUGGAGUCAAUAGCUCAUAGAUUUCUUUCAGCUGCUUUGAAGCUGGACCGCAAACCAUCGAAGUGUAUAGUAUUCGAAGAUGACCCCAGAGGCGUAACUGCUGCUCACAACUGUACGAUGAUGGCCAUUGCCUUGAUAGGCUCUCACCCAGCGUAUGAUUUGGAGCAGGCAGAUCUUACCGUCGCAAGCUUCAAUGAGCUUUCAGUGAUUAACCUCCGCAGAUUAUUCGCCAACAAGGGGUCCACUUUCAUGGACUUACAAAAGCAAAUUGCAGAGAGAGAACAUCCCAAACGGAAACUCACCGUGGAGGAUCCAAUUUUUUGAUUAGUUAGUCCAGAUAAUUUUCCGUAAUUAAGCUACUUAUAUCCUCUAUUUGCCCACUUCAACGUUGAAAUUUCUUUAAUUUUUCUUUGUCAGAUGAAAAAAUAUGUAGCCUCUACUCUUUCCGGUUCAUGUAUCUCAAAGUUCAGCCAACAGUUACAGCGCAUUUACUUCUGUAAUAGUAUAGGGAUUCUCGUCAGUGUAUGUAGAUCAAAAUUGGGUUACGAUUCCUCUUGGUUGAUUCGAACUCAAACCAUAGACGUGGAGAGCAUUCUUGA